Messenger RNA from Linum tenue, 1507 nucleotides. Lineage: Eukaryota; Viridiplantae; Streptophyta; Magnoliopsida; Malpighiales; Linaceae. The record is from the annotation of a GenBank genome assembly.
ACAAAGCAUAAUCAGAAAUUAGGUUCGUAAUCACUAAUUAGUUGAAUAAAUACCCGAUGCCUAGGGUUUCAUUCCAAACCAAGACAUCACUGAGAUUUAUGUCAAACAAAACAUCGAAAAAUGCCGCCGCUGCCGCUCAACCGGCGGCGACGCUAACCCUAACCCCGUCCAGCACAAAACUCCCCGCCGACAUCGUGAUCGAAAUCUUCAAGAAGCUCCCCGCCGCCGCCACCCUUGGCCGGCUCCGCUGCGUGUGUAAAUCAUGGCGCGCUCGUCUCUCCGACCGGGCUUUCCUCCGCCGGAUUCUCGUCACAGACGACGAUCGCGAUGGCAGCCGUCAGAUCAUGAUAUUCCGUCUGACCGGCGAUCAAAAGCCGCUCUUCUCUCCCUGCUCGUACGACACUCUCCUCCCCUUAUCCGUCGAUCCACCGCAACCGGUCCUCCUAAUCUCCACCGCCGGCGAAGACAUGCGCUGCAAUAAAUGUCACGUUGUGGGAUACGACAACGGCAUCUUUUGUUUGGGCGACGGGAUAGACGAUCCCGGCGGUUUCCAUCUACACAACCCGGCGACCUCGGAGACCAAAGCAUUACCCCCGUCGCCAUUUACCACGACGGAAUAUAGCGGCGGCUCUUGUGGCCACAUGUUCGGUUUCGACUCGAAAGCAAACGACUACAAGCUCAUCAGGCUGAGAAAGGUCAUCUACAAUCACGCGUGGAAACGGGUCGAGGACGGCCGGAACGACGAGGGUGUCAGUUUCGCCGAAGUCUACAGCUUGAGGAACGAUUCGUGGAGCAAGGUCGAGACCGACGUCAACCUCUACUGGUUUUGCCUCUACACGGCCACCUCGGCCCUGGAAAGCCACGACGGGAAGUGCUACCGUUGGGAUAGACAAGACUGUAACGAAGAGAGGAAGAGGACGAGGGUCCUCUCUUUCGACCUGGCGAAGGAAGCGUUCGAGAUGGUCGAGGUUUUGGAUCCUCUGGCGGAGAAGAGGCCUGCCGACUGGUACAAGGUGACGCGCCCUCGCCACGUCGCGUUCUGGAGAGGCUCGAUGGUGGCGGUUUUCGACGGCGGGAGGAUGAUGCCGGUCGGCGCCAUGCUUGAGAUAUGGGUGAUGCUGAAGUUUGGAGAGGCGGGUUCGUGGGUGAAGCUGUAUGACGUGCCUCGGGGGAGCGACGGGAGGGAUUACUAUAGGUCUCGCCCUCUAGGGUUGUGGAAGGACUGGAAGUGUGUGUUCGUGAAGAAGAAGGAGGAGGAGGAGGAGAAGAGGUCGGUUCGUGGGGGAGAGGUUCUUGCGUUCGAUCCCGAGACUCGGGACGUUGCUGGCCUCGAGGUUCGAACGGAUUUGGAGGAAAUUAGGGUCGUAUGGGAUUAUGUUCCCAAUCGGGUUUCGUUGCUAGGGUUUUCUGACGCAAAAUGAUCGAGUGUUUCGUUUCGUUUUGUUUUGUUUUUUGUUGGUAAUCGAGUUUACCUUUUCGAUUUAGGUUGUUUCUUUUGUUUCGUUCA